Molecule: messenger RNA, 1269 nt
Organism: Peniophora sp. CBMAI 1063
Lineage: Eukaryota; Fungi; Basidiomycota; Agaricomycetes; Russulales; Peniophoraceae
Source: the annotation of a GenBank genome assembly
AUGGCCGCCUCCAAAGUCUCCUUCACCGUUCGCCGCCCAGAGCCCGUCUCGCGCUCAGAGUCCUCUGGCGGCGAAGACUCGGAUGGUUUCCGCCGUCCCCCGGUCCCUCGGCACCUUCGCCCUGAAAUGGCCGACUCCAAACCCGGUUCUCCUCUGAGGCAAGAGGAUGUAGGCCGUUAUGUCGACUCGAGCGACGAGGAGGACCAAGAGCGAGAUGAGCUCGUUACUGAGUUUGAUAAAUUUGGCGCGAAGCGGUUGCACGAGGACAAGAAGCCGAAAGGACCUCUCAUUAUUCCCGCGCUGCAAAAUCGCGAUUGGCGCGCUAUGGCGAAGGCGCGCCAGCAAGGCAGCCAGCGUUAUGUCCCGCAGAGCGCGUCUGCCGGUACGGGUGCCGACGGCAGUGUCGGUGGACUUGGGACGCGCGAUACCAUCAAUGCCGGGCCGGAGAAGAUCGGGUUGGAGGUCAAGACGCGUGUAAAGAAGGAGGACGAGGAAGGGGACGAGGUGAUGGCCCCGCCAGCGGAGGAUGUGAAGGUGGAGGAGGAAACGGAGGACCAACGCGCUCUCCGUGCACUACUCUCGGGAGACACCGGCGCACAGGACAUCAUGGCUAUUCCUCUACGUGCCAGUGAAGAAGACGCCUACAAACAAGACGUCGACGAACUCCCAGAAGAGGCGACGCUGGCAGACUACGAGCGUGUGCCCGUCGAACAGUUUGGCGCGGCGUUGUUGCGGGGUAUGGGAUGGCAAGAGGGUCAAGCGGCGAGCAGGAAGAGCCGCAAAGGACCCACAGAGCCAUACUUGCCUACUGCGCGACCUGCGUUACUCGGACUGGGCGCGAAAGAGCAAGAGGUGUUGGACGAUGGGAGCAAGAAGAGCAAGCGUCCCAUGCGACCAGAGCGUCGUUAUGUGCCGGUGGUACAGAAGGAGCGGGAGGCGGGAACCAGUAGUCGCGACGAGUCUCGUUCACGGCAGCGCUCGCCUGAACCAGAUCGCAGGAAGGAGAGGCGUGACAAGGACGACGGCCGCAGCGGCGACCACAACCGUGAUCGCGAUCGUCGAGAGCGCGAUGACCGGUACUCAGACAGGCGUGACUCUGAGCGACGAGACCGCGACCGCGAACACGACAGCCGGAGGGACUAUGAUCGUGACCGGCGGCGCGACUACGACUACGAUGAUAGACGGGACCGUGAUCGUCGACGAGACGACCGCGAGAGGGAACGCUCACCUCGGCGAGACUACUCUCGUCGUUCGGACAAGCACCGUUAG